Molecule: messenger RNA, 2899 nt
Organism: Nicotiana attenuata
Lineage: Eukaryota; Viridiplantae; Streptophyta; Magnoliopsida; Solanales; Solanaceae
Product: LEAF RUST 10 DISEASE-RESISTANCE LOCUS RECEPTOR-LIKE PROTEIN KINASE-like 1.2
Exons: 4
Coding region: 682-2700 (672 amino acids)
Biological process (GO): protein phosphorylation
Molecular function (GO): ATP binding; polysaccharide binding; protein kinase activity
Source: RefSeq, a predicted model, not a curated record
GAUGAUAUGGAUGGUUAACUAUUUUCUUUUAACCAUUUUGCCAUCCCUAAUUCUGACAUCAGCUGGACUGAAAAUACCCAUUAGGUUCACAUGGCACCCCAAAAACAAAAAACAAAAAGAAUCUUAAUAAUAUAGACAUUAGACAAUGGUAGGUGCAGUCAACUCAUGAAUAGAGACUUUGGAAUUUUAUAUUCCAUGCUAAGAGGGAAUUUUCAAAGGCAUACGUUUUUUUUUCCUGUCCACAUUAGUAUUGCCGCCCCUUUUCCUAUUUUUUUAUUUUUUUAUUUUAAAUUAGCUUUAUCAUCUAGAGCUGCAUUUACAGUCUCGGAGGAAAGUUUCAAGGCUAUUGCAUGGAAAGCUACCAAUAAGACUGGCGUAAAAUAUCUUUGCCUUUUUAUUCGUUUGAAAUUUCUCCUUCUGGUUGUGAACAAGAACCUUACUUUCGUCCAAUCCUCUUAAGUUGAAAGCGAACUUUCUACAAUAAUCACUGGAAAAGUCAUAAAAGGAGCGGCCAUUUCUUUGUUUACCAUAAUAGUACUCAAGUAUGACAUUUUUUGUUAGUCAAAACUGGAUUAACUUUGACUCUUGGACAUUUCAAUUGAAUCAUAUAUUUUACGUAACUUCUCCAAUAUCAAAGUAUUCCUCCAGCCAACCAAAUCUAUCAUUGAUGAGUUCUCACAAAUGCAUGCUCAAAGCUUCCCUCUUCCUCUGCUCCAUUCCGUCAUCACCUUCAUAUUCUUCUUGAUCACUUCCUCACUAUCUUAUGGCCAAGAAAAUAAACAGCUUACCACCUGUAAGAGCUCCUAUAGCUGUGGGAAUAUUCAGAAGAUCAGCUUCCCUUUCUGGGGUGGUGAUCGACCUCAAGAAUGUGGUCUUCCACAAUUCGAGCUUGAAUGUGAAGCCAACCAUAAUCCCGUUAUGAAGAUUGACAAUCAUGAUUUCCGCGUACUUGACAUCAAUGAAGAAAAGCAAACCAUGAGAAUUGCACGUAAAGAUCUUGAAGAAGACAUUUGUCCUGAUAGAUUUGGUAACACUACCUUGAAUGAUUCUCUUUUCCGCUAUGGUCCGGACUUGCGAGUUUUCGUCAUGUUCUAUGCUUGUCCUUUUAAUAUACCUUCAGAAUGGAAAAAGUUCUCCUUUAGCUGCAAUAUCAAUGGAAACUCCAGUCUUGGUUUCUAUCCAGAUGAGUCAUUUUCAUCAUUCUGGGGCCCAAAGUACCCGAAUUGUGAGCAUAAGGUCAUGGUUCCUGUUGUGAUGAAGGCAUUUGAGCAGUUCAAGAACGAAGGAAGUACGAAGAUAUUGGAGCUAUUGAAGCAAGGGUUUGAUGUGGUGUAUAAAAAAAGCACAGAAUGUAUAGUUUGUGAGAAGUCAGGCGGGUUAUGUUGGUCAGAGACAAAUCUUACGGAGCCAACGUGCCUUUGUAGGGAUCGAACUUAUUCCUAUUACUGUGGUUAUGGAACAGAUCAAGGCAAUAAAAGAGAUAUCAGAGUGAAGGCUGCCGUAGGUGCAAGUGCAACUGCAUUAACUGCCUUUGUGGCAUGUGUAAUUUUCUUUCUCUAUCGUCGACAGAAGAAAAGUGACGCUGGUUCGUCUUUGAUCUCCAGUAGCAUCCUUUCUUAUCCCUCCUCAAUAACGGACCCUGAAAAGGCUUCACACUAUUUCGGAAUUCACGUAUUUGACUACAAUGAACUGCAAGAAGCCACAAGCAAUUUUGAUUCCAAAAAAGAGCUAGGAGAAGGUGGCUUUGGCACAGUAUACAAAGGUAAACUUCGAGAUGGACGUGUUGUUGCUGUAAAACGUUUAUAUGAGAACAACUACAAGAGGGUUGAGCAAUUCCGCAAUGAAGUUGAACUCCUCACACGCUUGCACCAUCGAAAUCUAGUUACCCUUUACGGAUGCACAUCUCGCCAUAGCCGCGAGCUUCUUCUGGUGUAUGAAUAUAUUCCCAAUGGCACAGUUGCUGAUCAUCUUCAUGGAGAACACACUAAGCCUGGAUCACUUUCAUGGAUUACACGAAUGAGCAUAGCCAUAGAAACCGCAAGCGCACUAGCCUAUCUCCAUAAUUCAGAUGUCAUUCACAGAGAUGUAAAAACUAACAAUAUCCUCCUAGACAAUAAUUUCUGCGUCAAAGUAGCAGAUUUUGGCUUGUCUCGGCUUUUCCCAACUGAUGCUACUCACGUCUCAACAGCUCCACAGGGCACCCCUGGAUAUGUUGAUCCCCAGUAUCACGAAUGCUAUCAACUCACCAGUAAAAGUGAUGUUUAUAGUUUCGGGGUAGUACUAAUCGAGCUUAUAUCCUCCCUACCAGCUGUUGAUAUCUCUAGGCAUCGAUACGAAAUAAAUCUGUCAAAUAUGGCUAUUAACAAGAUUCAGAGCAAUGCACUGCAUGAGUUGGUUGAUCCAAGUCUUGGUUUUGAUUCCAAUGAGAAGGUAAAGUUGAUGAUCACCGCCGUGGCAGAAUUGGCUUUCCAGUGUUUACAGAAUGACAGGGAUUUGAGACCAUCCAUGCAAGAGGUUUUGAAGUCUCUACUGGGAAUUCAGAGUAUGGACAAAACUGCAGGAGAAACAGAUCAGAAAGCAAGUCCUGGUGAUGAUUCUGGGCUGUUGAAGAAUAACGCUUUAUCUCUCUCACCUGAUUCAGUUAUUGCAAAGUGGACUAGCAGUAGCAGGUCAAGAACAUCUAAUUCCAGUACUGGCUAAGUUUAUGCCCUCAGCUUGUCUAUUUUGUGGUUUUCUUGAUGGUGAUUCUUGAGCACCUGCUCUAUUGGUUGCCAAAACCUGAAAUUUUUGCGUCUUUCUUUUAUUAAUUUGGACCAAUUUUAUCUUAACAGGGAUGUACAUAUCUCGUAUGCAGCAUUUCACAUUUAACAAUCCUAAUUCAAUUCAUUUCUUAAAUUCG